AUGGGAAUGCGCUUCUCCCUCCAGACCCGCGAAGUCAUCGCCGACAGCAUCGAAACCGUAACAUGCGCCCAGCACCACGACGCCUGCAUAGCCAUCCCCGGAUGCGACAAGAACAUGCCCGGAGUCAUCAUGGCAUUCGCGCGACACAACCGUCCCUCGCUCAUGGUCUACGGCGGCUCGAUAAUGCCAGGAUACUCCGAGACGCUGAAGAAGCCUAUCAACAUCUCGACCUGCUACGAAAGCCACGGCGCAUACAUAUACAAGAACCUGAAGAGUGCUUCAGAGGGCAAGUUCUCACCAGAUGAGAUCAUGGAGGAUAUCGAGCGGAAUGCUUGCCCAGGAGCUGGUGCUUGCGGAGGAAUGUACACGGCCAACACAAUGAGUACCUCGAUCGAGGCAAUGGGGCUGACUCUCCCCAACUCUUCCACAACGCCUGCAACUUCACCCGCUAAGAUGCGCGAAUGUGCCAAAGCCGCCGCUGCGAUACGAGUCUGCAUGGAGAAGAACAUCACACCGCGAAAGCUCCUCACAAAAGCUUCUUUCGAGAACGCCCUGGUCAUGAUGAUGGUACUAGGCGGAUCCACAAACGCCGUGCUACAUCUCCUCGCCAUGGCAGGCACAGCAGGCGUCCCCCUGACACUCGAUGACUUCCAGCGCGUGUCCAACAAGAUCCCCUUCCUCGCCGACCUCGCGCCAUCAGGAAAGUACAUGGCAGCAGACCUCUUCGACAUCGGCGGCAUGCCCUCCGUCAUGAAACUGCUCGUAGCAGCCAAUCUCCUCGACGGCAGCAUCCCCACCGUGACAGGUAAAACCCUAGCCGAAAACAUCGAAUCCUACCCGUCCCUCCCCCAAGACCAGGUCCUCAUCCGGCCCCUGUCCAACCCCAUCAAACCCACCGGCCACAUUGAGAUCCUACGCGGAAACCUCGCGCCCUCGGGUGCCGUCGCAAAGAUCACAGGUAAAGAAGGUCUAAUCUUCACCGGCAAAGCCAUAGUCUUCAACAAAGAGCACGAGCUUGACCGCGCCCUUAACCUAGGCCAAAUCCCCCAUGGCGAAAACGUCGUCGUGGUCGUCCGCUACGAAGGCCCCAAAGGCGGUCCUGGCAUGCCUGAACAACUCAAAGCCUCCGCCGCCAUCAUGGGUGCUAAACUUACCAACGUGGCCCUCAUUACCGAUGGACGCUACUCUGGCGCUUCUCAUGGUUUCAUCGUUGGCCAUAUCUGUCCUGAAGCUGCGGUUGGUGGACCCAUUGCGGUUGUGCAGAACGGCGAUAUGAUUACGAUCGAUGCGGAGAAGAAUCGUAUUGAUAUGGACGUGCCACAGGAGGAGAUUGAUAGGCGGUUGAGGGAGUGGGUGGCGCCUAGUAUGCCAGUCACGAGGGGUGUGUUGGCGAAGUAUGCAAGGUUGGUGGGAGAUGCUAGCCAUGGUGCCAUGACGGAUUUGUUUUGA
Molecule: messenger RNA, 1449 nt
Organism: Alternaria ventricosa
Lineage: Eukaryota; Fungi; Ascomycota; Dothideomycetes; Pleosporales; Pleosporaceae
Exons: 2
Coding region: 1-1449 (482 amino acids)
Biological process (GO): branched-chain amino acid biosynthetic process
Cellular component (GO): mitochondrion
Molecular function (GO): dihydroxy-acid dehydratase activity
Source: RefSeq, a predicted model, not a curated record